GCUCGGCUUUCGCACUUCCUGGGCGGGAACAGCAAAAUGGCGCCAGAACCGGUGGCGGGCUGAGGCCGCGGCGGGCGCUGUCAGAGGCCAGCGCUGCAGGCCCGGGGCCGCCAGCCCCCUCCCUGACAUGGAGGACGUGGAGGCACGCUUCGCUCACCUCUUGCAGCCCAUCCGCGACCUCACCAAGAACUGGGAGGUGGACGUGGCGGCCCAGCUGGGCGAGUACCUGGAGGAGCUGGACCAGAUCUGCAUUUCUUUUGACGAAGGCAAAACUACAAUGAACUUCAUUGAAGCAGCACUGCUGAUCCAGGGCUCAGCCUGUGUCUACAGUAAGAAGGUGGAGUACCUCUACUCACUGGUCUACCAGGCUCUUGACUUCAUCUCUGGCAAGAGGCGGGCCAAGCAGCUCUCUUCAGUGCAGGAAGAUGGGGCUGGUGGGGCCUCCAAUUCCCGGGAACCACAUGAGGCAGAGGGUGAGUUUCUGUCACUGGAUGACUUCCCAGAGUCCCGGGCCAAUGUGGAUCUGAGGAGUGACCAGGCGCCCAGCGAGCUGCUCAUCAUCCCUCUCCUGCCCAUGGCUCUGGUGGCACCCGAUGAGGUGGAGAAGAACAGUUGCCCCCUGUACAGCUGUCAGGGUGAGGUCCUGGCCAGCCGGAAAGACUUCAGGAUGAAUACCUGCAUCCCCCACCCUAGAGGGGCCUUCAUGUUGGAGCCAGUUGGCCUGUGCCCCAUGCCAGGGAGUCAGAAGGGUGAGGUCUUUGAUGACAGGAGGGCUGAGGAGCAGCCAAUGGAAGUCUCUGGAUGCAGCAGUCCUGUCCCUGUGCUUGGCGUCUGCCAGGAUGAGCCAGGCACCGCUCCAGAAGGUCCAGUGCUCAGCAGUGGGAACGAGGAUGAUGCAGAUGCACAGGAGGCAGUAGCGCUCCCAGAGGCUGCAUCCCCCAGUGCUGCUCUGGAGCCUGAGGAGCCUGGGAGCCCGCAGAAGAGUGUCACCCCACCCAGGAGGUACAUGCUGCGGGAGCGAGAGGUGGCCCCAGAGCCUGUGUCCCGGCUGAAGGAGGCCCCAGACCCCUGGCAGAGCCUGGACCCCUUCGACUCCCUGGACUCUAAACCCUUCAAGAAAGGUAAGCCCUACUCUGUGCCUGCCUGUGUGGAGGAGACUCCAGGACAGAAGCGCAAGAGGAAAGGUGCUGCCAAGUUACAGGACUUCCACCAGUGGUACCUGGCUGCCUAUGCUGACCAUGCUGACAGCAGGAGGACCCGGCGAAAGGGCCCCACCUUUGCAGACAUGGAGGUCCUGUACUGGAAGCACGUAAGCGAGCAGCUGGAGACCCUCCGGAAGCUGCAGAGGCGGGAGACAGCUGAGCAGUGGCUGCCCAGGGCUGAAGAGGGGAUGUGGCCUGAGGAUGACCACCUGGAGGAUUCCUUGGAGGACCUGGGGGCAGCUGCAGAUGACUUUGUAGAACCUGAGGUAGAUGUGGAGAUUGAGGGAGCAAAACCAGGGGAAGCCGCUAACCUGGAUGCAGAGGCCUUGAAGUAUGAGGAACUAGUUCGAAGGAACGUGGAGCUCUUCAUUGCCACCUCCCAGAAGUUUGUCCAGGAGACAGAGCUGAGCCAGCGCAUCAGGGACUGGGAGGACACCAUCCAGCCUCUGCUGCAGGAGCAGGAGCAGCACGAGCCCUUUGACAUCCACACCUAUGGGGACCAGGUGGUCUCACGGUUCCCCCAGCUCAACGAGUGGUGUCCCUUUGCGGAACUAGUGGCCGGCCAGCCUGCCUUUGAGGUGUGUCGCUCCAUGCUGGCCUCCCUACAGCUGGCCAAUGACUACACAGUGGAGAUCCGUCAGCAGCCGGGGCUGGACGCAGCUGUGGACACCAUGUCCCUGAGACUGCUCACACACCAGCGAGCCCACAAGCGCUUCCAGACUUACACAGCCCCAUCGAUGGCCCAGCCCUGAAUGAGGAGCUGGGGGUGGUGUGUGGGAGAGAAGCCUGUCUCAGAAGCCUAUGUGCCAAGAGGCUGCUUGCUCCAUUGUCUCCUGGCUGGCCCAGCAAAAUAAAGUGGAGUCAUCAUGCUACCUA
Messenger RNA from Chinchilla lanigera (long-tailed chinchilla), 2078 nucleotides. It is a transcript of the gene Ncaph2, whose product is annotated as non-SMC condensin II complex, subunit H2. Gene Ontology annotation, biological process: mitotic sister chromatid separation; meiotic chromosome condensation. Gene Ontology annotation, molecular function: chromatin binding. Lineage: Eukaryota; Metazoa; Chordata; Mammalia; Rodentia; Chinchillidae. The coding region runs from base 128 to 1954 and encodes 608 amino acids. Gene Ontology annotation, cellular component: nucleus; condensin complex. The record is from RefSeq and is a predicted model, not a curated record. The transcript is spliced from 20 exons.